Ascoidea rubescens DSM 1968 is the source of this 558-nucleotide messenger RNA. RefSeq names its product nucleoside-triphosphatase (gene FAP7). The record is from RefSeq and is a predicted model, not a curated record. NCBI's taxonomy places the organism in Eukaryota, Fungi, Ascomycota, Saccharomycetes, Ascoideales, Ascoideaceae. Gene Ontology annotation, cellular component: cytoplasm; nucleus. The transcript has a single exon. The coding region runs from base 1 to 558 and encodes 185 amino acids. Gene Ontology annotation, molecular function: ATP binding; AMP kinase activity; ATP hydrolysis activity.
AUGUCUUCCGAAAGACACUUUCCCAAUAUUAUAAUAACCGGCACGCCUGGCUGUGGAAAAACCAGCCAUUGCGAAAUGCUUGUCGGGAUGUUGGCUGAGGUGAAACACUUUUCAAUCAGUGAUAUUGCAAAAGAAAGAAAAUGCAUUGCAGCUCACGAUAAACUAAGAGACUGUGAUAUAGUUGACGAGGAUAAAUUGUUGGAUGAAAUAGAAGAUGAUUUGGAAGAAGGUGGCAUAUUAGUAGAUUGGCAUGCUUGUGAAAUAUUUCCUGAAUCCUUAAUUGAUUUGGUAGUGGUCUUGAGAUGUAAAACUGAUGUCAUCUAUGACAGGUUGACAGAGAGAGGUUAUAAAAAUAGCAAGAUUCAAGAAAACUUGGAUGUUGAAAUUAUGGAAAUUAUUGUUGAAGAGGCCAGAGAUAAUUAUGAUAGUUCUAUUAUAGUUGAGUUGGAGAGCAACACUAUGGAAGAUCUUGAACAAAACUGUGAUAAAAUUUCAAAAUGGUUCUACAAUUUUCCUACGAAUAGUGAAAACGAUUAUUUGCGUGGAAUAACUUCAUGA